UCUGACUGUAAUUUGACUGCCGCCCCACAGAGAGCUAGUCAGUCGACUCUUUCCUGUCAGUGAGUGAAGUGCACCUGGGAAACUUUGAUAUUUUUUGCUUCCAAUAUGUUCAAAGGUCGGGAGAACUGGUCGGCUUUGUCCAGACUGGCGCGCCAGUGGACGAUGGAGGACGAGGAGGAGGUGGAAAGGGAGAAGAGGAGGAGGGUGAAGAGCUCGAGCAGCACUGCUGACCCCGAUGCUGACUUCAGCCAAACAAGCGUAGGAGACACGCCCACCGGUGACGCCGCCUUUGGGACAGACUCCACAAGUGAGAUGUCCCCGGGCCUCAGCAGCGUGGACCAGAUACAGCUAGACUUCGUGGAGAUGCUACGUGCCCGUGAUGAAAAGCGGAGGAUGAGGCACGUGGAGACGCUGAGGCAACAGAAGGAAGCAGGGGAGGAUGGAACAGAGGCCUGCAGUGGAGGAGCCAGGGUGGAGAUACUGGGGGACAUGGAUGAGGAGCAGGGCGGUGUGCUGCCCUCUGUGGAAGCCACAACCAAACCACAACCAAGCCUUAAAAACGCCUCUUACAGCCCCACCAUCAGCAGCAGCAGCAAUACCAGCACUAACUUCACAAACAGACAACACGAAAAUGGAGAAUCGUCGAGCAGAGAUCCCGAUCCAAAGCCAUCGUCCAACCCGGCCCGCAAGUUUGUCAGCUCUGUCUCCAUCUCACUCGACAAAAGUCCCUCCGCCAGCGGAUGCACGAGUCCCAUGAGCCCUCGCUCCCCGACGGCCCAAUUCUCGCCUCGAGAACACUGGCCGUCGCCUUGCCAGAGCCCAUCUCCUUGGGGAGCUCAGAGCCCUGUUCAAAACGGACACACACAGGAGACCAGUGUGAAUGACUCUUCCUCCAACGGCAACUUUGAACAGACGACCAAACCUGCGUUCGUCAGACAGAGCUCCAGGACUAUAUCUUUCAGGAUGAUGAGGAAGAAAGAAGAGGAGAGAGCGCCGCUGCAGAGGAGUGCGAGUGUGAGGGUGGCCCACAAGAUGUUUGAAUCCAACACAGAUGAAGAUGAAGACAGAGCAUCAUCUUUCCAGAGAAACUCUAGGCAGAGGAUUUCAUCCAGGUCCAUCCAGGAGAAGAUGGAGAGACUGGCUCAGGCAGCACAGAAGUCAGAAAUAAUGCGAUCCCCAGACGUGACCCAGAGGACUCUGUUCCUGCUGGACGAGGUGUCCAGGAAGAGAGGCCUCUUUGAGAAGGAGAAGCAGGCAGCGAGCCCCACCAGCCCGGGAGUUUCCAGACAGGAAUUUAGGAGCUUCACAUCAGGAAUGUCAGACCGGAUCAACCGCUGGGUCAAGAAGACCAACGACCCUGGGUCUUCACUCAGUCCAUCUGAGAUGAGGAAUGUGGACAUCACCAGUAAGAGGAGCCUGUUUGAGACCAGAGAGGAGGACAGUGUCCCAAAAACCAGCCUUGGAAAAAUCUAAAUCCAGUGAAGGAUGUCCAUUUAUAAAGUCCAACAGGAUAUAGCAGACUGUGAGAGGAGACAAAGUGAACUGGAAGAUUAAUGGAUGCCAUGACUGACUGAUUCUUUCUUCAAGCUUCUUUUUUUUUUUUUUUUUUUCUGCCAAAGCUCACAGGAGGAACAGAUAUGCCAAAUAGAGAAAAAAGCAUCUUGAAUUUUAGCUUUAAAGGACUGAAAAGGAGGAUACUGCUUUUAAAGUUAGGAGGCUUUAAUCAUACACUUCUGCAUUGCUUCUUGAAGUACUAAUAUGUCUUAUUUCCAAUAUUGAAACAGACAUGAGAGGAGAAGAAAGGGGAUAGAAAACAGGGAGGAUAGUGAUAUAUAUUUGUUUUUAAAGCUCUUCAGCUGUGUGCCUUAUCUUUGUGUAAUUUUUCAAGCACUUUAAAAAAGGGUGAAGGUCUUGAGGCUAAUGAUGCCUGUUUUUACUGAAUUACAGUCGUGGGAAGUUGUAAUUGUAAGUUUUUGUUUAAUCUGCCAAAAUAUUCUUUUUGUUCUGUGGGCAAGACGCUGCCUGUCUAAGAAAUAAAAAGGUUUUAUUACCACAAA
Messenger RNA from Sebastes umbrosus (honeycomb rockfish), 2057 nucleotides. It is a transcript of the gene lad1, whose product is annotated as ladinin. NCBI's taxonomy places the organism in Eukaryota, Metazoa, Chordata, Actinopteri, Perciformes, Sebastidae. Bases 106 to 1473 code for a protein of 455 amino acids. The transcript is spliced from 14 exons. The record is from RefSeq and is a predicted model, not a curated record. Gene Ontology annotation, molecular function: structural molecule activity.